UAAUCCGCGGCACGUUCAGCGUGAGCCCGAACACAAACACACGGUCGGCAACCUGUGGCCUGCGACCGGAAGGCCCUUUAAAAGCGAUCGCCCGCAUCAGACUUUGCGCUCUAGAGCGAGCGCGCCCUGCUCCGAAGGAAUCAGCGUGUCCUCCCCUCGCCGAAAGGUCCAGUUGGGGCUUGCAACACAACGGCGAGUCGAACACUCGCGUUGAUCGCUUUAAAACUAAUUAAAAAAGCAACUUUUUUAUAUGUUGGGGGGGAAACUAUUCAAUAAUCUUCCCCCCCCCCACGACGUUUAAGCCUUCACUAAAACACCAUUUCCCGUCUCACUCCUUCUACUCCGCAGAAGAAUUUACCACAACCAAAAAUUAUCACGAAGUAGCGGCCAUGUUACGUGCUUUGAUAAUGUAGUUGACUGUACAUUUGUAUUAGAAACAAGCAUUGGGGCCUAUUAAGGAUCCGUGAAAUGCAAAUAAAUUCUAUUUUAUUCUAUUCUUUAUCCCCAAGUUCUUUUGCGUCGUUGUCACGCGGUUACGUUGUGUUUCAGAACCCACAAAUCUGAGAUUCGCCUAUAAAAAGCUACCAUUUAGCUAAGAACAUGUAUAAUUGUCUGACUUACACAAUAACCUAACUUUACUACGCCCAAGAUAAUGUCUACUGCUAUUUUAAUCUAAUAGAAUAAUAAGAGGCCUUUGCUGACAAUAUUAAAAAGUAAAGCGAUACUGCUACCCGCUUGGGGUGGUACUCAUUCUUAACCACGGCACUAGAGGGAGAUGAGUGACCAGCAUCACGCCCGGGCUGCGUUGUCCCCAUGAAGAGACCCUGAUACCCAUUGUACAGGAGGAUGGGUGCACCCCAGAGCCAGUCUGGACGCAGCGGCUAGAGGAGAAAUCCUCUGCCCCCGUCGAGGAUCGAUCCCCGGCCGUCCAGCCCGUAGCUAGUCACUAUACUGACAGCUAUCCAGGCUCAUCAGUACAAUUACAGCUGCAUAAUAUUAUGAAAAGUAUGAAUCGUGCGUGCACAUACAUUUCCCUGCGCUAAAACUUGCUUCUGUGUAUUGAUAAAUUUAGCAUAAGGCUUCUGUAGCUAAUUCAGCACGAACGAGUCGAGCAUAUUAGAUUUAUGACUGCGUCUGCAACUUUUGUUUUCAACUUCCUAGAACUGCUGCCUAUUUAACGCAGCAGUGAGCUUGGAAAAUAACGAAAGGCAAAACAUCACGCUGAAAAGUUGCUGCUCUCGGAGCAGUACUGGAAACAUUACAGCGCUAGCAACUGUGAAAGAUAAUCAGGGCUCACCUGACAGUGGUAUUCUUCCGCCACAUGCAGAUCAGUUAUCCGAGAGGAUGAGGAUGUGGUGGGAAGACCCAGCUGUAAAUAAACUGCCAAUCACUUCAUGGUAAUCGAUCCACAUUUGAAACGUAGCCAACAUGCGGCCCUACGAAGCAAACUUUACUUUUUUCAAAUCAGAAUCCCCCAGCAACUUGUAUCACCAACACCCCUCACUCCGCAAAUAUGUCAAUGUUUACCGGCUUGAAUUGGCAAGAUCGUAUGAGAACCACCAACAUCAUAGACAUGAACUUUCAUUAAUAUAAGUGCCUUAAAGGUUACGAAUUACAACACGAACCUUCACUGUUUUAAUUGUUUUGUUACCUGAACGCAAAUUAUUUUAAUAGGCGCACUUAAUGUUCAGAAGAAUCAAGUUUUGUGAAGCUCCCACUUGGACUAGCUUGAUACUGCCAACAGCUAUAUGCGUGUGUAAUAAAUUACCGCCCGCGUUACUCCAGGGAUUGCUAAAUUAAUAAUUACCAUUAUUCCUCUUAUCGUUGACUUUUCCUCUUUGGGAACAAGCUGUUAUCAACUGUUUCGUGCUGCUCACUUUGAAAUGGCGCUACUUUAAAAUACGUCACGUAUUGAAUCAAAUAUUUAUUUUAAAGCGUACAUAAGAACAUUCCUUGGUAAAAUGAUUGAUGAAGCAUAUUUGUAUUCUAAUAAAUGUCGUUUGUGUUUAUGUAAUGAGAAAUUUCAAAUACCAAUAUUUGGUGAAGUUGCAGAAGAGAAGCAAAUUUAUCUAAAAAUCCGGACAUGCCUCUCCAUAAAGGUAUCACAAGAAGAUGACUUCCCAAAAAGCAUCUGCUAUAAGUGUGUGGCAGCGCUAGAACAGAGUUAUAACCUAUGGAGAGUCUCUUCAGAAUCAGAAGCAGUAUUGAGAAAUCUUACUUCCAAAGCAAAUCAAGAUCUCUCUGAGGUCAACAUGCAGCAUCAGGGGUGCCACAGUUUUCGCAGCAAGGGACCUUCACAGGCCAACAGGAGGUUGCUGCUGCCUACAGGAAUCUCUCUUAUUCUGGAGAGCGACUCCGAAGAGGAGCACGGGCAGGCAGCCGAGAUGGAUUCACUGGAAACUCGGCCAGCGGCAGAUAGACAGGAAACCGCAGCAUGGCUCUGGGAGAGCGGCAGUGUGCUGAUGGAUACAACUCCAGACUUCCUAGACUUGCUGUCAGAGCCAUCCCCACGCAGCGCCAGGCAGACAAGUCACACCGAGAUGAUGAACUCUUCACCCCACGUCUUAGAGUGUCUGAGCCAGCCAGCUCCAAACAUCAGAGACAUGACAACAAAGGAGAGUUCCCCAAGCAGCAGGUGGCGCAGCAUCAGCUUGUUUGGGAAGUCCGCCAACACCUGGCGAGACUUGCUGAGGCAUCGCGAGGCGAGGGAAGAGAGACACAGAAUUCCUGGUUCACCAUCCAUCAUGACAGAGGGAGUCACCGCAGCAUCACAGCCAGUUGACAGCAGAAGCCGUGAAGACGUCUUGAAGGCGAUGAAUGAGCGUAACUGCAAGGCCAUCGGCCGGUGCGGCGACAUGCCGAGCACCCUCCUCAACUUCCUUCAAACCCAGAAACCUCUAGUUCACGAGGACCCCAACAUACCUCGACAGGGACCAAAGUGAUCUUUCAUAGCAAUAACAGGCGUCAGAGAAACGUGCAACAUAUGCAGAAUUCUGGAAGGAUGUCGCAAGGAAAGCAACUGACUGCAAGACUGGGACAGAAUCUUAAAAGAAACAUUUAAUGUGGAUUUGGUUGAAGAUGCUCAAUAGCAGGCUUUUGUUUUAGUGAUAAUAAAUUUUGAGUUAUAACAUGA
Zootermopsis nevadensis is the source of this 3133-nucleotide messenger RNA. RefSeq lists its product as uncharacterized. The record is from RefSeq and is a predicted model, not a curated record. Gene Ontology annotation, molecular function: zinc ion binding. Gene Ontology annotation, cellular component: nucleus. NCBI's taxonomy places the organism in Eukaryota, Metazoa, Arthropoda, Insecta, Blattodea, Termopsidae.